GCAAGCGGUGCUCGGCGCUGCGCUGGUGGCUCCUGAGUUGGAGAGGCCUGAUUUAGGCCGGCCGCACAUUGAGCACAGCACAGCCCAGCAUAGCACAGCAGAGGAAAAUGUGUUGCUCACCGCAUAUUGAACGGAGUCAUUUUGCUUCCAUGUGUGCAGUUUUCGGUUGUAAAUGAUGUUUGCUGUUAAUGACCCAUAUUUAGAUUCUGAAUCAGAAUCGGAUUCAGAAAUUGACACUCUGAUAUUAUUAUACAGUAUAGCUAAAAAACGUAAAAAGUCUGUAUGGAUGAAUGAUUAUUUAAAGAAAAGGAAUACUCAUGGGGAAUUUAACCUGCUGGAAGAACUAAAUGAUGGCCAAGUGAAAAUGUAUUUUCGUUUAAAUAAAAAUCAGUUUGACGAGCUUCAUAAUCUUGUGAUCAAUGAUAUUACAGGACAUGGAUGUAAUGCACAACAGCCUAUUGAAAGUGAACUAAUGUUAGCGGUGUGUUUAAGGUAUCUGGCAACAGGAGAUACAUUCAGAAGUAUCGGAUUUUCUUACAGAAUAGGAGAAAGAACAGUUUCUAAAAUAGUCACUGAAGUGUGUAAAGCAAUUUGGAAAAACAUGCAGCCAUUAUAUAUGCCAAAUCCAACAAUAGAUAUGUGGAGAAAAGUCGCAGAAGAAUUUGAGAGAAAAUGGCAAGUCUACAACUGUUUGGGGACAAUUGACGGAAAACAUGUAACGAUAAAAAAACAGCCUAAAAGUGGAUCGUCAUUUUUCAAUUAUAAACAGUACUGCUCUAUCGUCCUAAUGGAUACUGUAGAUGCAAAUGAUAAAUUUACCUCAAUUGACAUAGGUUCAAUGGGCCGAUUUAGUGAUGGAAAUGUAUUUUCAAACAGCGGUUUAGGGAUGAAGCUUAGCAACGGCACGUUAGAAAUACCACCACCUAAGUCUCUACCUGGUGAAGAAUUCGAUAUACCAUAUGUUUUUGUAGGCGAUGAAGCGUUUCCCUUGACCAAAAAUUUAAUGCGACCUUUUCCAAAACGUCAAGUUAAUAAUAACUAUAGGAAUAAGGUGUUUAACUAUAGGUAAAUAUACACAGAGCCAAAUUUUUAUGGAAUUACCAUGUUAUUUGGGG
This is a messenger RNA of Acanthoscelides obtectus, 1115 nucleotides long. The record is from the annotation of a GenBank genome assembly. Lineage: Eukaryota; Metazoa; Arthropoda; Insecta; Coleoptera; Chrysomelidae.